AUGUGGGAGGAAAACUUCGACACAGAAAACCACGGGGUGGGCAGAAAGAGGGAUUACUCCCCUGUGUCUUGGAGCGAGUACUUUGAGAUGAUGGAUGAUGUGGUGGUUGGAUCUGCAGAGAACAAAGAUGUGUUUCGUGUGUAUAAGAGUGGGGUAGACGGACCACUGCUGGUGCUGCUGCACGGAGGAGGACAUUCUGCAUUAUCCUGGGCUGUCUUUACUGCGGCCAUGACAAGCAGGGUGACCUGUCGGGUCUUGGCCAUGGAUUUACGGGGUCAUGGUGCCACGCAAGUUAAACAUUCCGAUGACCUUUCAACCCAAACUAUGUCCAGAGAUGUGGCCAAUGUGGUUCGAGCAACAUAUGGAGAAAUCCCACCCCCCAUCGUCCUGGUUGGACACAGUAUGGGCGGAGCCAUUGCAGUUCAUGCCGCCAGUGGUACUCUGCUGCCCUCUGUGGUGGGACUGGUUGUCAUUGACGUUGUGGAAGGAAGUGCUAUGGAUGUGCUUCACAGCAUGCAGAACUUCCUGAGGGGCCGGCCCAAAUCCUUCAAAUCCAUCGACCACGCCAUAGAAUGGAGUGUUAAAAGUGGACAAAUCAGAAAUUUAGAGUCUGCCAAAGUAUCCAUGGUGGGUCAGGUCAGGAGGUGCGAAGGAGAGGACGGGGACACUGCAGAGCAGGUCAGCCCUGUUACCGAGGGGGUUGCCGAGGGCCACGAGGAGUUCUACGACCUGAAUUAUGUCACUGAUAAAGCUGAGAGCACGUCCUCAGAGCCCUCAAGUGUGUACAGUUGGAGAAUUGACCUGUCUAAAGCUGAAAAGUACUGGGACGGCUGGUUUCGUGGAAUCUCAAACCUUUUCUUGAGCUGCAAUGUCCCUAAACUACUACUGUUGGCAGGUAUAGAUCGCCUGGACAGAGAUCUAACUAUUGGCCAGAUGCAAGGAAAAUUCAUGAUGCAGGUGCUGCCCCCCUGUGGUCAUGCAGUGCAUGAAGACACACCAGAUAAAGUGGCAGACGCACUCGCAAGCUUCAUGAUCAGACACAAGUUUGCAGAGGCCAGGAGUGAAACCAAAAGUUCUUCAUACCCUUUUAUGCGGUGA
Molecule: messenger RNA, 1098 nt
Organism: Chanos chanos (milkfish)
Lineage: Eukaryota; Metazoa; Chordata; Actinopteri; Gonorynchiformes; Chanidae
Product: protein phosphatase methylesterase 1-like
Exons: 14
Coding region: 1-1098 (365 amino acids)
Biological process (GO): protein demethylation
Molecular function (GO): protein methylesterase activity
Source: RefSeq, a predicted model, not a curated record